Messenger RNA from Lolium perenne, 1552 nucleotides. Its product is annotated as lipid phosphate phosphatase 2-like. The record is from RefSeq and is a predicted model, not a curated record. Gene Ontology annotation, biological process: phospholipid dephosphorylation; phospholipid metabolic process. Lineage: Eukaryota; Viridiplantae; Streptophyta; Magnoliopsida; Poales; Poaceae. Gene Ontology annotation, molecular function: phosphatidate phosphatase activity. Gene Ontology annotation, cellular component: membrane.
UAUAUAAGAUAUAUGCCACAAAAUAUAUAUCAUUGGAACAUAUUUUGUCGAUGGACUACUUUUUAAAACUACGUGCAAACCUUACAAACUAGAGGGGGUAUAAACUUUGACGGUCUCCAAAAAUAAGGCCAUAAAUAGGUAAGCUCUAAUUGACGAGAAGCUACCCAGCAACUUCCAGUUGUUGGGGUCUAUAAACAAAGGUUUGGCUGCGAUCCAGAUUCUCGAUAGCAAGAUAAAGAAGACGACCGAGAGCGAAGUCAAAAACAAUCCCAGCAACACUACGUCAACAGCGUUGUCUCUUUCUUUGCCUCGCCGGCCUACAUUAUCUGAAUUGCAAACGAGGUAGCGCGCUGGUGUAGAUCGACAUAAGAGAUGGAGAUGCAGGCGUCGUCAGUUGCUGCCGGUACCAGCACUCCGGCGUGCGCGUUCGCCACGAUACGGUCGCAUGGCGUCAGGGUUGCGAGGUCCCACGCGUACGACUGGCUGGUUCUGCUCCUCCUCGUCGCCGUCGAAGUCCUCCUCAACGUCAUCGAGCCGUUCCACCGGUUCGUCGGCGCCAGCAUGAUGACUGACCUCAGCUACCCCAUGAAGAGCAACACCGUCCCGGUCUGGGCCGUGCCGGUCAUUGCAGUCAUUGGACCUAUGAUCAUCUUCACCCUCGUCUACAUCCGGAGAAGAAACGUGUAUGAUCUGCACCAUGCUAUACUGGGCAUUCUGUUCUCUGUGUUGAUCACCGGCGUCCUGACCGACGCCAUCAAAGACGCCGUCGGUCGUCCACGCCCAAACUUCUUCUGGCGCUGCUUCCCUGACGGAAUCGCUGUGUACGACAACGUCACCUCAGGAGUAUUAUGCCACGGGGACGCAGGCGUGAUCAAAGAAGGCCACAAGAGCUUCCCAAGUGGCCACAGUUCGUGGUCCUUCGCCGGGCUGGGGUUCCUGUCGUGGUACCUGGCAGGGAAGAUCACCGCCUUCGAUCGGCGGGGGCAUAUCGCCAAGCUGUGCGUAGUCAUCUUGCCUCUGCUGCUUGCGGCGCUGGUCGCGACAUCACGGGUAGAUGACUACUGGCACCAUUGGCAGGAUGUGUUCACCGGAGGCAUCCUUGGAAUGGUGGUCGCCUCCAUUUGCUACCUGCAGUUCUUUCCAGCCCCUUCUAACGAAAAUGGGUGUUGGCCUCACGCCCACUUCAAGUAUGUCACCGAGAUGGAAGAUGCGAGCCGGACGCAGCACGCUACCGAAAUGAAUAACACCAACUCAACGACAAUGGUCGUUGUGGAAGAUCAGACGAGAGCAAAUGGGAACCGAACGUUGGACGCAAUGGAGUCCGGCAGGUAGGGCAGGGCAAUGACCCCCAUCCAUGCAUUGUCGAUCAAUCCGUUGGCACCUAAGCCUUCUUGGAGAUGCCGCUUUCAAGUUCCAAUGUGUAAUUUGGCGAUUAACCACACGUCAUAGCGCUUGUAUUGCUCAUGUAUAAAUAGGAGAUUACAAACGUUAUCUUAAGGUACAAUUCACAUACAAGUAUGGACAAAGGACUCUAUACAAGGAAUUACACAUA